CUACGGUAGCGGCGCGGUGCAUUGUGGGACACAGAGUAAGAUGGAGGCGACCAGCAGCUGCAUGAUGAAGCUUCAAUAACAUGUAUUUCAAAGGGUUAAAUAUCCGCGUGAAGCUUUAAUUCAUUCUCCAGUGUUAGAAGUAACGAAGCGACUCAACCGGAGAGAAGCCCGUGAUCAGCGGGGGAACAGAACACGUGGGACAUGUCUGUGCUGGGAGCUUUGCUGAGAGCCGGAGCGACCUUCUGUCAUUCUGCUGGGAGCCUGCUGCAAACGGCCAGGGGCUUUUCCACAGGUACGUGCUGCCAGAUCAGGAUGCAUGCCAUCCCUCAGCCGAAGAGGGUGGACAGGUGGACUGAGAAGAGGAGCAUGUUUGGAGUUUAUGACAACAUCGGCAUAUUAGGAGAUUUUAAAGCUCAUCCCAAAGACCUUAUUUUGGCCCCCUGCUGGUUGAAGGCUUUCAAAGGUAAUGAACUGCAGCGUCUAAUUCGUAAGAAGAAGAUGGUGGGAAACCGAAUGAUGACGCUGGAAAGACACAACCUGGAGAAGAGGAUCCGAUUCCUCUACAAACACUUCAACCGCUUCGGCAAACAUCGUUAACGUCAGCAGACCAGCCAAUAAGGACUGUUUGAGUCAUGUUCUCACUGUACCGAAUAUUUCCAUGUUUCUAAGAUACGUGAACUAUUUUCAAUCGUUUAUUGAUUGUGUUUGUCCCUGUUAACAAUAAUGAUUAAUUGUGAUUUUUUUUUUCAAACACAAAAUACAUGAUAUACAAGCCUGAAAAUACAUUAUAAAAAUGGAUUGGAGAAGAA
Messenger RNA from Hippoglossus stenolepis (Pacific halibut), 809 nucleotides. RefSeq names its product mitochondrial ribosomal protein L51 (gene mrpl51). Gene Ontology annotation, biological process: translation. Gene Ontology annotation, molecular function: structural constituent of ribosome. The transcript has 4 exons. Lineage: Eukaryota; Metazoa; Chordata; Actinopteri; Pleuronectiformes; Pleuronectidae. The record is from RefSeq and is a predicted model, not a curated record. Gene Ontology annotation, cellular component: mitochondrial large ribosomal subunit. The coding region runs from base 202 to 597 and encodes 131 amino acids.